UAAUACAUGUAUCGGUAUGCUCUUAGAUCCUACCGACUACCUUGCUCAAUUGCCCAUUCAUUGGGAGCCCGCAUUUCAAGGCGGUCCGCCGAAGCAGCUUGAACCUAGCCGACUAGACUGUUGGGGCGGCGCCUGUCGCUGCAAUACUAGUCAGUAUAUACAGGAGGGGCGGACAAAACGUGGCUUACAGGUAAUGUGGUAGUUAUCAUCGUCGAUCGCACGAGGUGUAAAAGAAAAAGGUGGACCGAAGCACAACAUCACUACGUUUUAAUCUAACCGUCUGAGAAACUAGACGGAUAGUCCUUCCAUUCUGUUAACACCUUGUGUUACGUCGUUUUUGCUGUGGAACAAUUGCCUUGGAACAGUGUCAAUGGCUGCUUCUUUCCCCACAUCGAUUCUCAUCACGGGUGCAAACCGAGGUCUUGGUUUGGAGUUUGUCAAGCAGAUUUUGCAGAAGAGCGACGGUGCGACAAAGCACAUAUUUGCCGCACACCGGAGUCCACUUGGCAGCGAUGGCACACAGCAAAUCGAGCAGUUGAGCAAGGAGCACAGCGGUAGAGUGCAUUUGGUGCAGAUCGAUGUGACCGACCAGGACACUAUCAAGAAAGCGGCGCAGUUUGUCGAGACAAUCGUUGGAGAUGAUGGCCUCAACGUUCUCGUCAACAAUAGCGGUGUGGCGGCUCGGCAGAUGAGCCUGGACGAUUUGACUUUCGAAACCCUGGACUAUCAUCUGAAGGCCAAUACCAUCGGCCCAAUUCUGGUGCUCAAAGGCUUCCAUGCUUUGUUGAAACGUGCUGCAGAGGUGAACAAAGAUAUGCCGCUGGGUUGGAAACGUGGUGCUGUGCUCUACCUGUCGAGUAUGUUGGCCUCGCUUGAGCUCGCUGACAAUGGCAUCACCAGCGUCGAGAAUCCCACGUUCCGGAUGUACAGCUAUCGCGCAAGUAAAGGUGCUCUGAACGUCCUCAGCCAUUCAUUAGCAACGGAGCUAAGCGAGCAGGGAAUAUCGUCGCUGAUCCUGGAACCGGGAUGGGUGAGGACGGAUAUGGGCGGCGAACACGCUCAUCUAAGUCCGGAGGAGUCGAUCGCAGGAGUCCUGAAGGUGGCCCAACGCUUGGACAAGGACAGCAAUGGAAAAUUCGUCAACUGGGGAGGCGAAAUUAUCCCGUGGUGAGCGGAGACUAUCAUGCGUGUUCAAUCGCCCAUUACGUUUUGCAGUAAAACCUGUAACGAAAGACCACCAUGACUAGCGACAAGCCUGGUACUACAGACCACUUCACCAGGCACGGGGGGAGGGGGGGGCUCACAUUCACAUUAUUGUUGUGCGGUGCAAACCUCUAACUAAGGACCACCUGCCACUAAACUAAAGACCGCUUUCUCUGGCCCCAAGGGGUGGUCGUUAGUUACAAGUUUUCCUGUACUUGACUCCCCUUCAUUUCCUGGUGUUCCUUGGUAGCAGAAACAAAAACAAAAACUCUCUUUUGUCUUACCUGGUACACUCCCUGAUAAGUGAUAGACUUAUUAAUGCUCAGUUGGAAGUUGCGUUUCUUUUUCUGGUGUGGUAUGAGUGGUGCAGACCAUAGCAACUUCAGUCACGAGCUUCCAUUGAUAGUUGUGACAAGAAAACGUUCUGGAACGCUUUAUUCGUUGCUAUGGUUGUGAUUAUGAGUGUGCAUAAUUAUAGUUUUAUUCAUUGCAUUAUUAUUAUGUUAAUCUAGUAGUUAGUACAGGGCAUUGUAGUAGAAACGUCUCAGCGCGUUCUAGGUUCAGCCUGGUCCCAUAGCUCAGUCGUUAGACCAUUGCUCAUGACAAGCAAGGUCCCGGGUUCGAGUCCUGGCGCGUCUGGCAUUUUCCUCUUUUCGGCCAGUUCAAUUCCCCGACUUCUUCAAAGGUAAAAACAACGGAACUGGUUCGGAUGUGAUGUGCAGCGCUUUGGGAAUGGGUGUGUCCACUCGAAUUCCUUUCUUCAAAGGAAUUAGAAGUUAUCCCAAUCCUUUAAAAAUCACGUUCUUUCACCUCUGCUAGUAGUGACUACUGGUAUUUAGUGUUAGUUACUACAUAGUUAGUUACUACAUGUAUAUGUAUUAGUAUUACCAUUACAGACUCAGUCAGUAUUAGUCAUGCCAGAAGGAUUCACGCAUUAUGACAUUGUGAUGGCAAUCAUGAUGAUGCGCUUUCUGUCCCAAAUAAUCAUUGGACUUUGGAGCUAGCGCACGCGAAAAUCGACCUUAGUGGCACGCACUUCAAACUGAGAAAACGCACAAAAAACAUUCUCUGUUUCUCUGUUUUCGUGUGAUGUGUGAUUAUAGUUUUACAUGUAUCAGGGAAAAUGCUCUAUCUUCUAAGACCAAGUUUUACUCACAUUUUUUCAAA
This is a messenger RNA of Sycon ciliatum, 2370 nucleotides long. Its product is annotated as C-signal-like. Gene Ontology annotation, molecular function: oxidoreductase activity. The coding region runs from base 371 to 1171 and encodes 266 amino acids. The transcript has a single exon. The record is from RefSeq and is a predicted model, not a curated record. NCBI's taxonomy places the organism in Eukaryota, Metazoa, Porifera, Calcarea, Leucosolenida, Sycettidae. Gene Ontology annotation, cellular component: cytoplasm.